AUGGUCAACGAAGAUCCACUAAAUGCAUCAGCACAAGUGCCAGAUGACGUUUUGGAAGGACACUUUGUGGUUGUUGCUAAUAAGGGUGAAGAAACCAAACGGUUUAUUGUGAAGUUGCAGUAUUUGACUAACCCUGCAUUUUUGGGACUGCUGGAGCGGGCAAGAGAAGAGUAUGGUUUCAGGCAAAAGGGGGUUUUGGAAAUUCCCUGCCACCCUCAAGAACUAGAGAAGAUUCUAGAACAACCAAGGAAUGAAAGUGUGGGAGAUGGAAGCAAAUAUGAUUAA
This is a messenger RNA of Sphenostylis stenocarpa, 285 nucleotides long. NCBI's taxonomy places the organism in Eukaryota, Viridiplantae, Streptophyta, Magnoliopsida, Fabales, Fabaceae. The record is from the annotation of a GenBank genome assembly.